UGUGACACUGUUAUUUGUUUUUAUUAUUUGGAAAAUUACUUUACAAGUCGAAAUUUCACACAUGACACAUGCACUUCCUCUUUCUUUCCUCACUCUUUGUUUUCUUCUCACAUCACUCUCUUCUUCUUCUUCUCAUGCUUACAGGUUUUGAUUGUGAAAACUGAGAAAAAGUUGUUUAUAUAAGAAGUGGUUUAGAAGUUGAAGGAAUUUUCAGUUGCCAUGUUUAAUCUUUGGGGGAGUUCUCAUCAAGAUCAACAAACCAAAGAUGCUCUUGCUGAUUCCAAGAUAAAAGAGCUCAAGGUUGCAAUUGGACCCUUAUCAGGAAACAGCUUAAAGUACUGCACUGAUGCUUGUUUGAGGCGAUAUCUAGAAGCUCGCAACUGGAAUGUCGACAAGUCCAAAAAGAUGUUGGAAGAUACACUCAAGUGGAGAUCAGUCUAUAAGCCCGAGAGAAUCCGUUGGGACGAGGUUGCAGAGGAAGGGGAAACAGGGAAAGUUUAUAGAGCAGGUUUUCAUGACAGACAUGGAAGAACUGUUCUUAUUUUGAGACCGGGAAUGCAGAACACUUCUUCAAUGGACAAUCAGAUUAAGCAUCUUGUGUAUCUUUUGGAAAAUGCUAUGCUUAAUCUUCCACCGGGUCAAGAACAAAUGGCUUGGUUGAUAGACUUCACAGGGUGGUCAAUAACCAACAAUGUGCCUCUCAAGUCAGCUAGAGAGACGAUCAGUAUUCUACAGAAUCACUAUCCCGAGAGGCUUGGAAUAGCUUUUCUUUAUAACCCUCCUCGAAUUUUCGAAGCUUUUUGGAAGAUAGUGAAGUAUUUCUUGGAUAGCAAGACAUUUCAGAAGGUGAAAUUUGUGUAUCCGAAGAAUAAAGAUAGCGUGGAGCUCAUGAAAUCUUAUUUUGAUGAGGAAAAUCUUCCAAGUGAACUAGGUGGAAAAAGCAUAUUGAACUAUAACCACGAGGAAUUCUCCAAAUUAAUGACUCAAGAUGAUUUAAAAUGUGCAGACUUUUGGGGUUCUGAUGAAAAGCUCUCAAACCACAUGCAUUGUGCAGCAGAAGUAGCUCCAGAAGUAGCUACCUGAGGAACUUAACCUUGUUUUGACUUAGUAAAGAUAUAAGUACUAGUAUAAUCAUAAAGCUAUAAGCUCUAGCCAAAUUAAGAUUAAGGAGAUUUAUGAUGCAUUAUCCUUUGUUUACAAUAUUACUAUUUCUUCACAAUGUA
Vicia villosa (hairy vetch) is the source of this 1223-nucleotide messenger RNA. RefSeq lists its product as uncharacterized. The transcript has 6 exons. Lineage: Eukaryota; Viridiplantae; Streptophyta; Magnoliopsida; Fabales; Fabaceae. Gene Ontology annotation, molecular function: phosphatidylinositol transfer activity. Bases 220 to 1083 code for a protein of 287 amino acids. The record is from RefSeq and is a predicted model, not a curated record.